This is a messenger RNA of Anastrepha ludens (Mexican fruit fly), 14270 nucleotides long. It is a transcript of the gene Blimp-1, whose product is annotated as zinc finger protein rotund. Gene Ontology annotation, cellular component: cytoplasm; nucleus. The transcript is spliced from 5 exons. The coding region runs from base 3806 to 7879 and encodes 1357 amino acids. NCBI's taxonomy places the organism in Eukaryota, Metazoa, Arthropoda, Insecta, Diptera, Tephritidae. Gene Ontology annotation, biological process: regulation of transcription by RNA polymerase II; cell fate commitment. Gene Ontology annotation, molecular function: RNA polymerase II cis-regulatory region sequence-specific DNA binding; histone deacetylase binding; DNA-binding transcription repressor activity, RNA polymerase II-specific. The record is from RefSeq and is a predicted model, not a curated record.
UAUUAUUUUAUGCGGUUACGCAAUUGUAUGCUCCUAUGUAUUACUUAGAAACAUGCUGCUUAUGUUACUAGCAACAUGUUGCCAAGAAUAUGCAAAAUGUAGGCAAUUACAUAUCCCAAAGCAAUCACCAAACUUCAGAGGCAGCUAUUAUUUACUUUAUAAAUAUGUGUUAAAUGUUAUAGAUUUCUUAAAAAAUAUCGCUUAAAAUUCAACGUUUAAAAAUCUAAAAUAAAAGUAGACAAACGACAUCCUUGAAAUCAUGUAUUAAAAGAAGUGAAUAAAUUAAAAAAUUACUGAAAAAAAUAUGUACAUAAAUUCUAGAAAAAUACUAAAAAAUAUAUCAGCUCCAAGGAAAUUCUUCCUCACAUAUAAAGUCGCAAAAUGGAAACAAUGCAACUAAGCCCUUAUGGCUAGCAAUGGUUGUUGCCUAAUCCAGGGUGAAGGUUUUUGACAUAACCACCGAAUAACAAAUCAGAGAUUGAAAAAGGAAAAACCUUGUGUAAAAUUAUAUUCAGCGUGGCUAGGUUUGGUGAUGGAAAGACCAGAGCUUUACAGAAAUAACUUGUGAGGAACGCAUUUGCAUAUCUCUGUGUAACUAACUUACUGGUAAAUAUACAAUCAGACUGCGGUAGUGCUCCCUGCAGAGAACAGAGGCUGCGAUGCGACAUAAGACGAAUAGAAUUGAGCAUCUGGGUGAAUAUUUUCUUGAAGCCUUACGAAGAGCACCUCUUAAGAUAAAGAUACCAAAUGGCUCGAAAAAUAUUGGAACUGUUAUGAGUUUUAGAGAUAUGGGAAUUUUGUCUCAGCAUAAUGUUUUAGUAGCCACUUGUCACACAGAUAUGCAUUUUCCCUGCAACCAGAUAAUUUUCAAAUUGAUUAAUUAAUUACAAAUUCUAAUACAACCUUUUAAUUGAAUUUUAAAUGGCUACCAAAAUAUUGUCAACAAGCAGCAACAUUACAUCCGUGAUUUAGCAAAGAAAAAAUUUAAAUGAAAAUUUGGAAUUUACACUUUUAAGGCGCCAACUCAUUGUGAAACAUGCACGAAAACUUAAAAAUGCAUUGUAAAUGUAAAAAAUCCAAAGGUAGAACCCACAUACUUGGGUAUUAAAAUUAAAAAAAAUAUUAAUAAUUAUAAAAUCACAGUGCAAGCGAAAACGAUAUGACGAUGGCCAUAAAAGCGCAAGUCGCUCACAAAUUAACAACACAGCAGAACGUGGCACAAUUUAUGAUCAUGAAACUGUGUCGUGCUAUCAUUACCAACUCACUUAUACAUACUCCUAUGUAUAUUGGCUUGCAAAACAUACAUAUAUGUAGAUAGAUUUAUACCGAGCAAAAUUAAAAAUAUCCUAAACAACAACCAAUUAUAGACACUGCACUUCAAUUCGUAAGGGUUUGGCCAUGCCGCUUGUUGGGUAGACGGCGCUUGAUUAAAAAUAGUAAUAGCAAUAACAACAAUGGCGAAAUAAGACAACGAACAAAAUGCAGAAAUAGCUGCAAACGAAUUAAUAUGCAAUAAAGUCACCUAACCUGCUUCCGCUUUCUCCUUAUUACGACGUGCCUUUGAAUUAGCUCAAGAGUGUGAGAGCGAAAGUGUAAAAAUAAUAAAGAAAUCCUUACAGCUUAUAACACAUUAAGUGCAAGCAUUAGUAAGAAUAGAGAAAAAGGCAGCAAUAUGUCGGCGAGGGGUAGUAUGCAAACGAUACAAACAAACGUGUUUGUAUAGGUGUCUACUUAUACACUGAGUGGCGUAUAGCUUGCCAAGUGCAUAAGCGCCUUCCACAACAGAUUUGAAAUUGUGUGCACACAAGUGGCCCAAGUGGUGACCAUACGGCGUAUGCUGCAACAAAUAAUAUAGCUUGCAGAGCUUUUAGCGGUCUCGUGAGAGCUUUUUGCCACCCCAAAGCAGUUGGUGGCGCAUACCAGACACCCCACCGGCAAAAUGAUAAGAACAAAUGCAUUGCACUCAUUCACUCACUCAUAACUUGUACUCAUUGCACGUGUGGUGAGAGUGUUUGAGUUACUUCCUUGUUGCCUUAGUGCAGUACACUUUGGCAUCUGAGUGCAAGAGUGCUCAGAAGCUUUUGUAAUUGUUUUGUGUUUGUAUGUGAGGGGCGCUAGAAAAAUGGGUCAGUAGUGGAUGUGCAUGGAAAUUGUAACUGCAAUUGCACUUGCUUUUGUAAACAGCAACACUUUGAGUUUCCGCAUAUGCACGCACACAAACGCAGCUAUGGAGAGCGUUGCGACAGCGAAGUACUUAGCUCAAAAGAAAUUAACAUGAGGAAAUUGGUAUUUGACAACAAAAAAAAUUAGUGUAUAAACAAAGAUAAUACUAUUCAUUUUAACAGUUGAAUAUCCUUGAGUUGUUGGUGUACUACAAAUGCGAUAUUUUGUUGUUCCUGCUGUUCCACAGCACAGUUAAAAAUUUUGCUCAAUUUGACAGCUCGGCAACUGCUCGCAGUCAGAUGCUCGACCACUCGACCGCUCUAUAGUACGGCUAGGUCCCACUCAUCGCCUACAUACAUACUUUAGUGCAUUUUUGAAUGCAGACUCGCCCGUCAACGCCGAGCUGCAAAAGCGCAUUAUGCAUAAUUUUAUUUGUAGUAAACAUUAAUAUGAUUUUGUUCUUUUCAAUGGUACAUAAGUGAAGAAAAAAGUAUUUUUGAAUCCAAAAAUUUUCUUAACAAAAUAUUUUUUUAUAUAACAGUUAUUAGCUUAAGCUAUUAUUAGCUAAAGUGAGGAAGAAAAAAUGCAGCAAAGCUGAAAAGGUCGAAGCGAUAACACAUCAAUAAAAAUAAUUUGAUUAACUGUGAAACCAAGCAACACAAAGUGUUAAAAUUUAGCUGCAUAAAUGUGCACGAAGAUAAAGUUCGCUACAAAAACUACAUAUAGAGUACAAAAUGUCCGAAAAUAUAUACGGUAGCCCUUAAGAAUAUAAAUAAACUUUAAACGUGUAAUAUAUUCAGGCGAACAUUAUGAGCACAAUCAUCUUACGUUUAAAAUAAAAGUGAAAUGGCUUUCAGUCGCAACCUUGAAACAAAGCGAAUGAAAAAAAGUGCAGGCGGCAAAAACGGCGAAUGCAAAUCAAAAGAAAAUUGAAAAUUUAAAGAAUACGGCAGAAAAAGAAAAAAAAUUUAUAUAUAUAUUUAUUUACUACAAACGAAAUGAGAAAAUCUAAUUGAAAACUUUAAUUGAGUGGAAAUUGAGUGCAACUGCAAAGGCAAAAAUUUAAGAAAUAAGAUUUUAAUAUAAGUCAUAGCGAAAUCGAGAACAAAAAGCAACAGCCGUCGGCAAAGGCAAAUGAAAACGAUAAAAGUCAAAAGUCAAUUCCUCGACUUCUCGUGUCACAUGAAAGUGAAAAUUUUGCCUUUUGCAAGUGUAUAAAACUAAAAAAAAAAAAAUAAAAAAACUAUAUAUAUUUUGUACUAAAUAUAUUUUGUACGACAAAAAAUAUAAAUGAAUAAUAGAAUUAGCAAAUUGACUAAUAAAAAAACGGGAAAUAGUGAGCAACAAUCUCUAGCAGAAAACAAAUUCACGUCUGUAUAAAUGAAUGAUGUUACUCAUACGUCGUGUAGUAUGCCAUACGUACUAGCAAGAGACUGAAAUACUAUCCAUAAGGGAAUUUCCAAUGCACUGAAUCGUUUAUUCGUUGACUAUCGAACUGCAAAAGUAAAUCAAAUCACACACUUGUCAACAUCAGAAGUACGAAAGAGAAGGAAGUAACUACACACGCGCAAUUUAUAUCACACAAGUUUUUACAUAACUUUAUAAAAACACAUCACAAAUCAAUCAACUAAACAUAGCGAAUAUGCAAGUUACGCCACAGUCUAUACAACCCAGCUUGAAACAUUGCACUAGCAACAGCAACAGUAGUAGCAUCAAUAGCCAAAGUAGCAACCACAUCAACACUAACAACAUGAACUCCACCGUCAACACACAACAACAACAGCAACAGCCAGCCAACAACUGCACAAUGUUCACAGCGCCGACGACGACGCCAUUAUCGUCUACGCUAGCGCAUAGAAUACAAAGUCCUAAGUUACUGCCACCGCCCACCGCCUCGACGACAUCAACCACUGGUGCAGCCACAGCGGCGUGCGCGCGUAGCCCGUCGCCGGAUGGUACGCAGGACUACGAUGUGACGCGAAUGCGUGAGGAGGACUUUGAACGGCUGGCCGUUUACAUAGUGCCCGACGUACAGUGCGAGCGUGGCGUACUGAAUCGGGCGGAUCGCACGCUGCCACGCAGCCUAGCACUAAAACCGUCAAUGGUUUUCUCAACGCCAAAUGUUAAGACUGAAGGAGUUUGGAGCACUGGUGUCAUACCGCGCGGCACACGUUUUGGCCCCUUUGAAGGCGUUCCAACUCCAAAUUAUCCCAACGAUACAAAUAAGGCGCGCUAUUUUUGGCGGAUCUUCAAAGAUGAUGACUUUUACUACCUGGAUGGGUCGGACCGCGCGCAAGCAAACUGGAUGCGUUACGUUGCCUCUGCAUACAGCUUGUGCGUAAUGAAUUUGGUGGCAUGCCAACAUCAGGAAAACAUCUACUUUUACACAACGCGUGACAUUAUGCCCAAUGAAGAGUUAAUGGUGUGGUAUUGCAAGGAUUUCGCACGACGGCUUGGUUACGACGUAGACCCAGAGCGUACGAUUUUUGGCGCUUGUAAGCAGUCUGUUGACGAAGAUGAUGAUGCCGAAGCAGAUGGAGAAGAAGAAGAUGGUUCAGCACUUCCACCAGGUUCUACGUUAUUGCAAGGGCACAAGGCAAAGAUGAGAUCGAAUUCGCCAUAUUGUAUGCCCGCCCCAGAAAUACCUCCAGAAGUUGCGUACAAUCAUAUCACCUACGUUAUGGGUCUGCCGAUUCCGCCUUUGCCUGCUGUCACGUGUAACGCACCUGGUGUAGGUAAUCGGGGGUCCAUCACUCCUAGUCCCUCGCCUCCCAUCUGCCGGGACAAUACCGCUGGUCAAACGCAACACUUGACUGGCCUGCCACAUAUUCACCACGCCCAAUCCUCACAGCAACAGCCUGCCUCAAAACAGCAGAGUACGCAUCAAUUACCACAGCAUGCCCAGCUGCCGUCACACCUGCAACACUAUCAACACAUUCAACAGCACCAAACCGUCUUACACCUUAAACAGGAGCCUGGUUCUUCAGUAAUUGUGCGAGACCGUUCGCCGGCGAAUAGCGAGUGUGGCAUUAAGGACGUUAAAGAGGUUGUUGGUUCUCCAAUUCAGCAUAAAGAUCCUCAAUAUGAACAUCAACUGACGCCAAACGACGGCAGUGUGCGCUCAGUGCGUUCGGAUGAAGGUUAUCAUAGCAACGAAUAUCAUGAAGAUGGUCUAACGCCUCCCGAGGACUCCAGUGACAGUGAGAGCGAAAAUAAUUACGUAUUGGAUUGUUCAAAGAAAGCCAUUGCCCCAAAGGAAACUGUUAUAACGCAUCCGCAGAAGGCGGCUGUUGCUGCGGCACUUGCUGCAGCCACAGCUGCUGCUAACAACAAUAACAAUACGGGCAGCAGCAACACAACUGCUCCGGUGGUAACACCCGCGGUGGUCUCGCCUGCAGUUACCAUGGAUUGCGAUGACAAAAAUGAGUAUCGCAAGUUCAAGGUGAAAAUGCCGCUCAAAUAUGAGUUCAAAAAUAGUAAAUUAGCCAUUAAGACUGAGGCCGUGUGCCACCUCAAUAAUGCAAGCAACACCAAACCAACGAACAGUGACGCACUACCUAUAGAGGGCGCUACCUCUAGCGAAGAUGAUCUGCUUUCUGCCAACGAGGCUAUACCAACUUGCACCUCCUCAACACAACUGGACGACGAGACGAUGGAAGUGGAUCAAUCGCCAGGCUCAACCACGCAACAACGUGCAUCAAGCACAGUCAUUGUGGUAGACCAUGCGCUCUCCAGCGCAAGCAGCCAUUCGGGGCGCAGUAUUGUGCCAAUCAAAAAGGCAUACUAUGAAGCCGAAACGAGUUCACCGCCACCCACAGCUACACAUUCUGCCGCUGCGGCAGCAGCUACCGUCGCGUAUAUGCGAUUUACACCUCCCUCCUCGAGUAUACUCGAGACUAUACUUACGGGCCAACACCGACUCGAAGCUGCAGCCGCAGCGGCAGCAGCUUGUCGCCAAGCUAAUGCAGCCACUCCACCACCCUCGUCUCCCACAGAAAUGGCAUACUCGUACAAGAAAUCGCAUCGCUAUGGCAAUGCUGUUAGUCCCGAUUCUAGCUCAAACCUAGCACAAGCCCCCGAUAUACAUGCCUCGUCCAUACACGAAACCGAAUUGUUAAUUGCAUCAUCACGCGGCAGCAUUAAGGGCGAAUGUUCACCACCUCCACCACCAGGCCAUCAUGUGAUAUACUCUCCUGCGCACGGAGCACACAGCGCCUACAUGUCAGAUGACCAUCAAACUCCUCCCUACUCGGCGUACUCACCUUAUUCCAGCGGCAGUGUAAAUGGUGGUAUACCGGGUGUGGGGCACCCCCUGUCACAUGUGCCCACAUCCACCUUCCACUCACCCCCGCACAGUUCGCACUCCCCUUUCGACCGUCAUUCGAAUGCGUCCAAUGGGUCCACACCUAACCUACACCUACUACAGUCCAACUCUAAGAUGUUAAUGCAACCACUACGCAUCUCCCCGCCCCAUAGCUUGAGCCCGGAUGGAAAUUCAUGUCCGCGCAGUGGCAGCCCACUCAGCCCAAACUCGUUGGGUUCACGGGGCUAUCGCUCGCUGCCAUAUCCGUUGAAGAAGAAAGAUGGAAAAAUGCAUUACGAAUGUAAUGUAUGUUGUAAAACUUUUGGUCAGCUUAGCAAUCUUAAGGUUCAUCUGCGUACGCAUUCCGGCGAGCGACCGUUCAAAUGUAAUGUCUGCACGAAGAGCUUCACACAACUCGCGCAUUUACAGAAACAUCAUUUGGUGCACACUGGCGAAAAGCCACAUCAAUGCGACAUCUGCAAAAAGCGAUUCUCCUCGACAUCUAAUUUGAAGACCCACCUGCGCCUACACAGCGGCCAAAAACCAUACGCGUGUGACCUAUGCCCGCAGAAAUUCACCCAGUUCGUUCAUCUAAAGCUGCACAAACGUUUACACACUAACGAUAGGCCAUACGUAUGCCAAGGCUGUGACAAAAAGUACAUUAGUGCCUCGGGUCUGCGUACACACUGGAAGACGACGAGCUGCAAGCCCAAUGAUCUGGAGGAAGAACUAGCGAUGGCUGCAGCGGCGACAUCAGAAUGUUUGGAUAAAGAUCUGCCAGAGCCCGAUUCUCGCGAGGCCUUUGAGCACAUGCAGCAACAAAUACAUCCGCAUCUGCGACACAUGUCCGCCGGCGGUAGUUCGAGUAGUACCGGUGCCGCCCACCCAUCACCGCCACGUCUUAUUUCCAUCAAUCCUCACCACCAGCACCAGCACCAGCCACAACAACAACAAACACAUGCACAUCUGCAACAGCAGCACGCUGCCAUGCUCCAACAACAUGCCGCGUCACAACAACAUUUAUCAGCAGCGCCUUCAAACUCUGCCGCCGCCAGCAUGAUAAUCAGCACAACAGGGAACCAACAGCAACAUCACGGCCACCAACAACAACACCUACACCAACAGCAACUGCUCCAGCAUCAGCAAUCACACCCGCUAAAGUUUGCUGUCAAACAACAAAUGCAUUUGCUACCUCCCGGCACAGCCAGUAAUAGUUCGAGUGCAGCGUCGGCCACAGCAGGUGGCACAAAUGACACUUACAUGGGUGUUUCGCAUGCUCAAGCGGCCGCAGCAGCAGCACACGCAGCAGCGGCGGCGGCACAUGCCGCAGCAGCACACCAACAUGCACAAAAUCAAGAAAGUCGACCGUCGGUGAUCGAGUCGAGCCAGCCCAUGAUAAUCGAGUGCACGUAGAACGGUGAGCGUGAAUAGAGAUGGGACAGAGAAAAUUGAAUUAAGCUGGGAAAGUUACGGUUGAAGUGUAUAGAGCAGAUCGAGUUCGUAGCUGAGCUGAACUGACUUCAACAGUCACUCCUAUUUCGCUCUACAUAUAGAGCUGCCCCAGACAUGGCAACUCUGAGCUGGAGUACCAUGUACCCACAAACCGAAGAAAAAGAAUAGUGCAAUAUGAAAAUGUGAAAGCUCAUUUCGAACACUUUUGAUGAUGACGGCGCUUUAAAUUCAAAAUUGUCGAAACUGAGUUGUUUACAUACUCACUGAGCUAAAAAAUAAUGGUAUUACUAAUUUAAUAGUCGACUUCAUUUUAUAAUUAGUAAAUUUAAUGAUUGGAUAUAUGUACAUACAUGCAACUAGUUAAAAUAUACAUUUAUUGCUACAAAAUCAAUACAAAAACAAUCACACAACUACUCACUUUAACCAUUUGAAUAAGAGCCUUGAUGGGCAAGUGAUGAUUUGUAGUGCGACAUACAAAACAAAAUUUUUCAUUUCUUGAAAAGAUCUCAAAAUUGGCAGCCAAUUAAUUUGCAGAACAUUUAUUUUUGAUAAACAUACAAAUUUAACACAAUUCUUUAUGUGAGCCAAGGGUGGCGUAGAACCGCGAGUUUUAUACGUGGAAAUUAUGCAUCUAGUAGUAGUUAUGUAAUUUAGUUGUAAUUACAAAUAGCAGUAAGACAUGCAAAACUAAGUCCUGUUAAGUCUUUAAACCAUAUUUGUCUCUUUGGCUAAAUUUAAUUGCAAAAUGCAUUUAAAAUCAGCAUUGUAUUGUACUAAAAUUAAAUUUUAACAAAUUUACAUGCAAACAUACAUACACACGUUUGUUAGCAGAAAUCGCAAAUAUGUUUAAGAAAAGUUGCCUUACUUUUAUUUUCAUCGAAUCGACUGUUGCGUUGGGCCGUUAUCUUUUGUGCAAUGUUGAUUGAGAAUUAAACGAUGAACAAGCAGCAGUCAUAUGCACAUAUAUGUAUGUGCAUAUAUGUAUAGAAGCUAACGAAAAGUUGAAAGCUAAGUGGGCCUGAUCACUCCAACGAUUUCAAAGGUUUACCAUACUUUACUUUACUUACAAGAAAGUUCCGUAAAAUGCUCGUGUUCAUGAGCAGUUCUGGAAAAUUUGUCUAUUGCUUGAAAAUCAGUAAUAUUUUCUUUUUAUACUUAAUUAAUUACAGAAAGAAGGUUAAGCUGAAAUUGAAAUUAACUUGUGUGCCUUGAGAUUUUGUGUGACAUUAUUUAAAGUUCUUGCAAUUAAUGUUUAGAAAAUAAUACUUGCUUCUGAAAAUAUGUGCUUUUGAAACAUUGCUAGUACUUUCGCUUUCAACUGUCGUUUCUAGGCCCAUCCUGCAACACCUGCACGCUAUGAAGUCGGCGCGAAAUUCAGCGACUAAAAUAGGUUUUGUUGAAUUAUUAAAAACAAAAACAAAAUUAAUGUAAUUCAAAACAAAAAUUGUAUUCAAAAUUUUCCGCAUAUCUUGUUAUUCGAGAUUUGUAACAACAACCACAAACAGCGCUGAAUUAGUGUAGAUAUAUUUCAAAGUUAAAUUAAUAAAAGCAUUGCACAUACUUAGGAUUUACUUGGACGAUACUGUAAAUACAUAGGUACAUAUAUACAAUACUUACGCAUGUAAAAUAACAUUUAUGUAAUAUAUGAAUAGCAAAAUACACACAUACAUAGAACAUUGUACGAAGUAAGUUUAUAGAAAUUUACUGGAAAUAUUUAGUAUUAGACAACACACAAAUAUUACACACAUACACACAUAUAUACAUUUACUUAUAAAUAUAAAAAACCAAUCGUAUAUAAACUGUAUAUAAAACCAUACGUAACGUGGCAUGUGAAGGCGUGGGCACGUUAGCAAAACUUAGCUGAAGAUCGGUGCUUUUUGAACUGUUUCUAUUUGUACAAUUUUAAUGUAUUGUAUUAUUAUCGAAAACAAAAUAAUAAGUAAAUAUUGAAUUAAAUAUUUUUCCAAAAAACUUAAAUGGAGCCAAAUGGACAUAAGGAAGAUAUUUCAUAUAAUUACUGUUAAAAAUAUGUUAAAUAACUACUAUACAUUAAUAAAUAUUAAAAUAUGUACUGAUACAUUUAAUUGUCGAAUAGUAAAUAGUUUUAAUAUUAAGCUUAAUAUAUGCAUCAAAAUACGAAAUCAAACACUUAAACACGUUUGGCUUGUAAACACAUAAAAACUUUACUUAUACCAAAUUUUUGAAAACAUACUACAAAUACAAAAGAGAGUAUCGAAAAUACUAUAUUACAAUAUUUUCCAAAUUCUUAAAAUUAUUUGUUUUUUUCUUCAGUUCCCUGUUAUAUAGUUGGAUUUAUUAAUCAUUUAUUUUUUGUUGCUACUUUUAUUUUUAUUUAAUUUGGAUAUUUUUCCUUUUAUGUUUGAGCGAAUUCAAAAAUUUGUUUCAAACCCACACACAAACAUCAUACAACUGGAAAGAAACUAAGACAGUGCUUGCGCCUGUCAAUCAAUCGUUACGAAGAAAUCCUUUUUUAAACAAUGGACGUCUUUUAGUGGGAAAUAAUAAACGGCCGCUUGAAUUCUGUUAUUAUGCAGACAUCCCAGAAAUUUCAAAAUUCGAAGAAUGUAAGCAGAGCAUAAUGCUAAUUGUAUUACUUUGAAGCAGCCUGUGUGAAAAACUUCUAUUUUCUGAUACAAAAGGAUUUUUGUUAAUUUUCUCCAAUGUAAGUGAGACCUUCUCUGUUGUGGAAUUUUUAUGCUUCACAUUACGAAAACUCAGUCUUAUUCUGUGACAGUAAAUUUUAAUAAUUUUAGAAAUACUGUGGCUAUCAACAUGAAAGAAUAAAUACGAUUUUGAUUUUAUAUAGGUUUCUUUUUCAAUUAGACUCAGUGACAAUGCUCUGUAUUUCUUCUUCUGCGUUAAUCUUAUUUCCUGGUGUAGUUCCAUUUGGCUCGCAAUCACUAGCUUUAUUAGUUGUCUCUCUGCUUCGCAAAGUUUCGCUACUUAUUCAAACAAAAUGUAAACAGCAUCUUAGUUCUUUGCUUCAUUUUGCGACCAUUGGUGCCGAAACGAGGUAUCUAUUCAAUAGAUAAUCAGCAUUCUUAUGAAUGAUAUAGCCAAGUCAAUGUAGUUGUUGUAAACGCAUACUACUUACAAUGUUCAAGAUUCGUACAGCUCAGCAUUGAGUCUUCUCUGGUGUCCAAUAACGAUGCGCACAAAAUCAUAGAUCCAGCCCGGAAUAUCUUCCGAAAUUUUUAAGUAAUUUUAAAGAAAACUAAGAACCAUUAUAUUUAUGCCAUGAAAGUAGGAUUUUGUUCAAGUAACCUUGAUUUGGUUCUCAACAAUUAAGUACUCAAUCAAUUAAGUACUCAUUCAGUUGUUUAAGAAAAGCAAAAAUGGUCCAACAAACAUGAAAAACUCUACACCAUUUGUUUUAUAAGUUAGAAAGAAAGAUAUGGGAGUCAGCUUCUACCAUAACACCGUGCGACAGUAAAACCUAUCCGACCAAAUUUCAUGAACGUAACUCUUCAGGUUGGCGGCCGCCGUAGCCGAAUGGAUUGGUGCGUGAUCACCAUUCGGAAUUCACUGAGAGGUCGUUGGUUCGAAUCUCGGUGAAAGCAAAAUUAAUAAAAACAUUUUUCUAAUAGCGGUCGCCCCUCGGCAGGCAAUGGCAAACCUCCGAGUGUGUUUCUGCCAUGAAAAAGUUCCUCAUAAAAAUAUCUGCCGUUCGGAGUCGGCUUGAAACUGUAGGUCCCUCCAUUUGUGGAACAACAUCAAGACGCACACCACAAAUAGGAGGAGAAGCUCGGCCAAACACCUAACAGAAGUGUAGGCGCCAAUUAUUUAUUUAUUUCUUUUUUUAUUUAACUCUGCAGGUUUUAUAUAUGUAGUAAUGCUACGUUUUUCAUGUUCUCAUCAAUUUAAGCUUUUGAGGCACUUUAAAGUUUCAAAGAACCACAUUUUCAAAAAAUAGUUUCAAAUCUUUAUGCUCUUUCUGUGAUAUAAAUAUGGAUUUUAAACGAAAGGGAACAUAUCCAGCUAUUCAAUUUUGUUUUACUUUUCGCCAGGACAAAUAUUGUACAAUAAUGUUUCUCGAGCAAUUUAUUCUUCAAAUGUGCUUGAACUUUUCUAAUGAAUUAUUUUAUGCUAUGAAAUUUAUUGCUAUGAAAUAAAGUAUACGAAAUGGGUAUCCCUGCUAAAGGUUUUGCCUUUGAAAUUUCAAGGUACUUUAAAAAAUUUACUUGAUGAGAAAAUUGAAAACUGAGUAUACACUAUUAAUAUGAAAAACUAUGGUUGAAAAAUGAUCUUUGUACCCCGGUGUAAAUGGAUAUCUAAAUGAAAUAUUCAAUUAAAUAAGACGAGUGUAAUUGGCAAUCUAUCAUACAUGAAUUAACUUCGCUAUCAUCUAAGGAUCAAACAAGAAGUAGUUUUAGUUACUAAACUCUUGACAGACUCCCAUUCGGGUUACCCCAUUUUUGAAAUUUCAAUCAAAAUUAUAUUUUUGUGAACUUUAACUACUUUUCUGGUGCAUAAGAACUCAGCAAUUGUAGUAAUAAAUAAUAAAACGUAUUAUAGGCUAUAACUCCGUUGAUAGAUCCGGACUGCGGUAAUAAUUUUGUAAUUGUUCUACCACCGUCUAUAUUCUAUGCCUUCUAUUCGUCUAUUUUCAUAUGCCUUCAAAACGCACUUUCAACGGUUUAAAUCAACCUUUUUAUUACAUAGUUUUGAUCACUGCUCUGUCCUAAGUCUAUCAAGAGCGUGGUAGCAUUUCAAUAAUGCAUCACGCCAACUCGCUGCUUGCUGAAUUUUUUACCAAAUAGUACGAUUAAUUUCCAAUUGAAUAAAAAACGAUUGUUUUAGCGUCACGGAGUCAAUUUUUACGGACCACUGAAAAGAAUGUGAAACGUGCAGUAAUACCCGACCUAACCUGAUUAACCUGAAAACUGUUUUUCAAGCUUCUAAAAACAAAUCUAACAUGAAAUAGCUCGAUGGUGAAAUUGAGCUACACAUAAAGAAUUGGAUCGGCUAUUUUUGUGUAGGAAACUAUUAAACUUGAUUUAGUCAUUAGUACUUGACCUAAAAUAAUCGGAAUAAUAUGCCCUUUCAUAUUAUAAUACUUAAUCUAAUAGUCUUAUUUGACUAAUGAAUACAUCUUGCAAAGAAUAACUUUCAUUUUAGCGAUUUAAAGUGAUUGAAAUUCGAUUGAAAUAGUAAGUGGUUCAGAUUGCCAUUGUAACGAUUUGGAAAUUGCAGCACCUAAUUUCUUAAAAAUGAACACCCUCACCUUACAUCAAUAUUUUUGUCAUUUACACUUGCACACAUUUUCAACUUAAAGUCUUGUUUUUAAUUUCCCUUAAGCGCCCGAUCAAACUUCUAAACGGAACGUAAAAAUCAAUUCUUUUUCACAAAAUUUAUUUGGUCGGUUUUUCAUCGUACUUCUCAUCAAAGGCAAUACGAAUCUGCUAACGUUUUUUCAUUCUUUCAUAAACUUUUUCAUAUACCCUUUCCAGUAUCGGUUUCAGUGCUACCAGCGAAUUCGUUGCCCACCGUAGUCAAAUGAUGGUGUUUCUUGAUUUUUCGAAAAAAUUCAUAAUAUGCCACAGAGCGAAUCCUGAAUUCCAGAUAGAAGUUUGACUGAAUGCCAAGUCCAGUCAAUAAAUUAAAUUCCUCUCAACAUUUAAAAUCCUAAGCUCAACUUUUGAAUUUAUGGGAACUAUAAGAGUAAAAUUUAUACAAUAAUAAUUGUGAAGUAAACUCUGCGAUGAAAAAAUAAACACAAUAAAUAAGUGAGAAAGGUUACAUGAAUUUUCUAAAAAUAAAUUACUUAGUAAUAGCAACUAAAUUUAAGCUUACACUAUGAGGCUGAUUAAUUUAAGUAUUUAAGCGCUAAGCAAUAACUAUUGGAUUUACCUAGCUUCUACUAACACAUAUUUAUACACAUACAUACACACAUAAAUGCAUACGUAUAUACAAUAUUAGCAAUGUAAUUAGUUUUAAUUUAGUGUGAAAAUGUUUUAGUGUAAUCGAAAUGCAUAUAGCCGAGUGUGAUAGAAUGUAAGCAAAAAAUGUUGGCAAACAAUCACUGUAAGAAGAAAAACACCAAUUCGCGUUAGAUGCUGAAAACCCGUUAAGGAUAACUAUGCAUAAAUAGCCGUGCAUAUGUACGUAUACGUACUAUAUAUAGCUUAUAAUUGUAUGUAUGUAUCUAAAUUUGAUUUGUUUAUUUCCUACCGAAUUUAUUUGUUAGUUCUUUUUUAAAUUAUUUUUUGUAUUUAAUUAAACUGAAUUUCUUAUUGUGUUGAUCACUGUUUUAGGAGUGUACGUAUGUGUAUGUGAAUUUGAUACUGAAUAGCAUAAUAUUUACAAUAGAAAUAAAUGAUUUGCCUACAUU